Molecule: messenger RNA, 1614 nt
Organism: Anarrhichthys ocellatus (wolf-eel)
Lineage: Eukaryota; Metazoa; Chordata; Actinopteri; Perciformes; Anarhichadidae
Gene: cln6a
Product: CLN6 transmembrane ER protein a
Exons: 8
Coding region: 93-1001 (302 amino acids)
Biological process (GO): lysosome organization
Cellular component (GO): endoplasmic reticulum; membrane
Source: RefSeq, a predicted model, not a curated record
AGGAAGUGAAUGUGAGUUGUUUGACAGAAAGAUGUUUACCGUAGUUUAACCCCGUUAACGUUUACCGUUAGUUACACCAACUGUAGCUAAGAAUGCAGUCUGUGCGAAAACGUGGAGGCAACGACUCGACAAUACAAACGAGCACUCCUGGUGGGUUGAAGGAGAAUGUGCCACAGCAGAAGAGGCCGCAUUUCCACUUUGACCUGUGGUUCUGUCUGACUCUGCAGAACUGGAUACUGGACUUUGGCAGACCUAUUGUCAUGAUAACCCUUCCUCUUGAGUGGUUUCCCCUCAACAAGCCCAGUGCUGGAGACUAUUUCCACAUGGCCUACAAUGUCAUAACACCGUUCCUAAUGCUCAAGCUGAUUGAGCGCAGUCCCAGGGCGCUGCCUCGCACAGCGGUCUACCUCUGCAUCAUCACCUUUGUGAUGGGAGCCAGCAUCCACCUGGUGGGAGACUCCAUCAACCAUCGGCUCAUCCUGAGUGGCUACCAGCUCCACCUGUCAGUCAGAGAGAACCCCAUCAUCAAAGACCUCAAACCUGCCUCUCUGAUUGACUCCUUUGAGCUGCUGUAUUAUUACGAUGAACACCUGGGACACCUGAUGUGGUAUAUUCCUUUCUUCAUCAUUCUGUUCAUCUACUUCACCGGCUGCUUCACCAAGGCUGAAGAACAGAAGAGGCUGCCCGUCUCUGGUUGUCUGUUGCUGGGACCUAGCUCUCUCUACUAUUGGUACCUGGUCACUGAAGGGCAAAUCACUGAACUCUUCCUCCUCGCCUUCCUUGCCAUGGUUAUCAUUGUGAUACAUCAACAUCGUAAAGGCCUCAGUCCAGACAGCAAUGGCCUGUUCCUGUUCUGCAGUUUCAGUGUUACUGUGCUCCUGGUUGCCCUGUGGGUGGUCUAUCUGUGGAACGAUCCGGUGUUACGCAACAAGUACCCCGGGCUCAUUUAUGUGCCAGAACCUUGGUCCUACUAUACCUUACAUAUCAAGCAGAACCUCUGAGUUACAUCAGUCCAGCGGACUUCCUGUGACGGAGGUAGUGGCUGCACUUGGACAACGAUGACAAUCGAUGAAGGUUGUUGAAGUGCACCGACCUCACUGUGAAACACAAAGCGCUGCUGGCUUCAGCCAUACCUUCAGAAGGGGGUUCGUCUCCUCCGUUUCGUUCUAUAUCGUUGUUAAAAAGACUUUUGACGGGUUGGAAUUGUGAUGUUCGGUCUGCAUUUGUAACCGUUUGGAUCUCGUGACAUCUGGGACUAAGAAAGAUAAACUUAAGUAGAUGCACCAUGCGAGUAAUGUCAACAGAUACUUACACAGGGCCCGGACAAGAUUCUGUAAAAAUGCAGCAGCCAAUUUAGGGCCCUUUAACAUGUCAGUUUUAAUUGAGCUAUAGUCUUAUUUGCAUAUUACUAAAAAAAUUGAAUUCAUAAAACUACCACAAAAUAAUCUCCACUGGCAUGGGGCUGUCGGGCCCCUGAGGGUUUGAGAACCAGAAGCAGGUUUGCUCUCUCUUUGGUAAACCAGCGUCAAAUGUUCUUAGCAUUUAACAAAACAAAUGGGCGACUGUGGCUAAGUGGAGAGCAGGGCCGUCCUUCAAUCAGAGGAUCGGUGGUUC